AUGGAUUAUGAACUGAGAAGAGCCAGAGAGAAGCUGGAGAGAGAGCAGAGAGAAAGGAAAGAUAGGGCCAAACUGAAAUUGGAGAGAGAGAAGAGAGCCAAACAAGAAGCCAUUCACCACCGCGAAGCAAUCGAAGCCGUUCAGCGUGCUCGCCGCAUUGAAGCCGCUGAAGCCCAAGCCAAGAUAAAUCAGCAACUGGAAGAAAAUUUGAACGCUGGUCGUGGAGUCAUUUUUUCUCGUACUUUGGAAGCUGUGCCUUAUCAGGGUAGUGGAGAUAAGAUCAAACUGCCACCUUCUUCUUUUGUGGAGUUGUCUGAACAAGGAGCUUUCGACAAAGGACCAUUGCAUUUCUCUCUGUCCUUGGUUCACGCUGAGGGUGCUGGAGAAGAACAGUACAGGAUGACACAUGCUGGUGUAAUGGAGUUCACUGCAGAGGAAGGUUUUGUAGUGCUUCCUCCACACAGUUGGAGUAACUUAUUUCCUGCCGGAAAUCUCAAGUCUUCCAUGGUGGAAGUACGUUAUGUUUGGCUGCCAAAAGGAACAUAUGCUAAACUUCAAUCAGAUGAAAUCGGCUUUUCUGACAUUCCCAAUCACAAAGCAGUCCUGGAAACAAGCCUUCGCCAACAUGCAACUCUUUCGGAAGGUGAUAUGCUCACAGUCAAUCAUGGUGCCCUAACAUAUCAUUUACGUGUUCUUCAGUUGAAACCGUCAUCAAGUGUAUCUGUUCUAGAAACAGAUAUUGAAGUUGAUAUUAUGGGUCCCGAGUCUGCAGAAAAAACAAACCAUCAUGUGCUGACACCUCUCAUCUUUGGGAAGCCGGAAUCUGGAGUGGUUGAUGAAGGAAACUACUUGUACUAUAAGUUCUUAAUUGAUGAGGAUACUUGGAAAAUAAUUUCUUCGGCGAAUGCCAAAAUUGAAAUUAAGCUAGAGUCACAGAUGCAAGAUGGAGAUACUGAUCUGUAUGUUUCUAGGCAUCCACUUUUGUUCCCAACACGCCACCAGCACGUCUGGUCUUCCCAUGAUGUGGGUCCAAAGGCUUUGAUACUUGGCAUGGAGGAUGUGAACUUCGGACCAGGUGGUUACAGUGUUGGUAUAUAUGGCUUUAAAGCGACAUCCAGAUUCAUGGUUUCAGUAACUAUUCAAGAUAAGCCGAGGGAGAAGGUGGGUCAGAAUGCUGCAUCUUCUUCGUCAUCUAUGGAGGUAGAUACUGUCGAAUGCAGAAAUUGUAAGCGUAAUAUUCCUUCCAGGACCAUAGCACUUCAUGAAGCCUAUUGUAGCAGACAUAAUGUCAUCUGUCAGCAUCCUGGUUGUGGGAUUGUUCUUAAGAUUGAGGAUGCCAAAAGUCACGUGCACUGUGGAAAAUGUGGACAGGCUUUCCAUGAGUUAGAGAUUGAGAAGCACGUCAAAGUUUUUCAUGAGCCACUUCAUUGCCCGUGUGGAAUUGUCCUCGAGAAAGAACAGAUGGUGCAGCACCAGUCUUCAGAUUGCCCAUUGCGUCUUAUUACGUGUCGAUUCUGUGGAGAUAUGGUUCAAGCUGGGACUUGUGCUGCUGAUGCACGGGACAGGCUAAGGGGUUACUCAGAGCAUGAGAGCGUGUGUGGAUCGAGAACUGCUCCUUGUGAUUCUUGCGGGCGUUCUGUGAUGUUAAAGGACAUGGAUAUGCACCAAAUUGCUGUUCAUAAUAGGAACUAA
Fraxinus pennsylvanica is the source of this 1692-nucleotide messenger RNA. The record is from the annotation of a GenBank genome assembly. NCBI's taxonomy places the organism in Eukaryota, Viridiplantae, Streptophyta, Magnoliopsida, Lamiales, Oleaceae.